Molecule: messenger RNA, 507 nt
Organism: Acanthamoeba castellanii str. Neff
Lineage: Eukaryota; Discosea; Longamoebia; Acanthamoebidae
Exons: 3
Coding region: 1-507 (168 amino acids)
Source: RefSeq, a predicted model, not a curated record
AUGAAGGCCAUGAUCAUGUUCUGGUGUUGGCAAGGAGUCAUGUGCAUGGUGUACAUUGAUGACUUCAUGGUGCUGGCGCCAAGCAAGGUGGAGCUUCAGUGGAUCAGGGACCAGGUGAUUGUGCCCACCCUCAAGUGCCUCAGCUGGCUCAGGGAGCCCACCAAAGGGGAUGGUGCCACACCAAGCAGCAGUUCAAUCAACACCAUUGCAAAGGCAGCCCCCAUUCUACAACUCUACCUGCAGUCCACAUAUCAGGUGAUGGGUUGUGGACAACACAACUGGAACCAGCACAAGCCCCUCACUGCAGAAGCUCAGCAGGACCUCAAGUGGAUCACCACCAACAUGCAGCUGAUCAACAGGGCGCCUCUGUGGCAGCCAUUGUGGGUCAUGACCAUCAAGACUGAUGCCAGUGGCUACAGCUGGGGCGCAUGGGUUCCAGAGAGUGGCAAGAAGGCAAGGGGGAGCUUUGUCAGCCAGGAAGCCAAGUGGCCUAUCCACCACAAGUAG